Messenger RNA from Aegilops tauschii subsp. strangulata, 3160 nucleotides. RefSeq lists its product as uncharacterized. Gene Ontology annotation, molecular function: protein kinase activity; ATP binding. Gene Ontology annotation, biological process: protein phosphorylation. The record is from RefSeq and is a predicted model, not a curated record. NCBI's taxonomy places the organism in Eukaryota, Viridiplantae, Streptophyta, Magnoliopsida, Poales, Poaceae.
AAAUAUGUUGAAACCUGGAGCGGACCUCACACAUCAAUUUAUCUACCACAUAGAUUUUUUAAAUAUUUUUUGAAUUUUUCUAGUAUUUAUUUUGAUUUUUUUAUCGUAUGCACCGAAACGCCGCACUCGCAUAUGGAAGGGGCUUGGGUUAUAUUGGUUCUUGUGCCACAUCAACAGUACAUCCAGUGGCAUCGACAUGACAGCCCCACCACUUGCAUCGAUCUCAUCUCUCCCAUGUUUCCCCUUCUUCUCAACCAUAUCAAACUUAGACCAUAAAAAAGCUGCACUGGCGAAUUGCUUUGCUAGCUGCUCCUCUGCAAGUUCCUGAGUGAAUCGAUUGACGUCUAGCGUUGACCUCACCAAUUCCUCAGCAAGCAGUGGCGCCGGAGCAAAGGUGCGCCGUGUGCGGCACUGCUCUAGCCUCCAGUGUCCAGGCCACAGGGCCGUUGCCGGCGGGGGCGGUGGCAGGAAGGGUAAAGGUAGAACCGUAGAAGAUGGAUCGGUUGAAGAAGAAGGUCAAACAAAAGACAAGCUCGUCUGCCCGAGGGGGGAUGAUCCAGGUCGAACCCAGUGAACUCCGCUUCCCCUUUCUACCAAAUGCGAUGCUGUCUGCUUCGUUCUCAAUUAAGGUUGUCAAUGUCACGGAUAACUACGUCGUUUUUGUUACAAGGCCUAUGGGCGCAGAUGUGGCAAGGUACACAACCUAUCCGGACGGAGGAAUCCUGCCACCAAGGUCCACACAGGAAUUUCUUGUAAGAAGGACAACGAAGAAGUCCGUUGCACAAAGCAUCGAGUGCGAUGACAAGUACAUCGAGUGCGGUGACAAGUACAUUCUUUGCAGCACGAUUGUGAGUGAGAGCUUCAGUAACUCCAAAUAUGCCAGUGAUUUAGAUAAAUUCUACCAUGAUCAUGGGGAUCAAAUCUGGCAUAGAAUAAAGUUGGGCGUUGUUCUUUACCCAACAUAUCAACAAGACUCCCCCGACGGUAUGCCACAUACGGAGUUAAGCUUGCCUGCCCCAGAGGAGCUGAUCCAGGUCCAGCCCAGUGAGAUCCACUUCCCCUUUCUGCCAAAUGUGAUGCUGUCAGCUUCGUCCUUAAUUAAGGUACUAAACAUCACGGAUAACUACGUCGUUUUGGUUUCAAGGACACCGGUUGCAAAUGUAGCAGAGUACGGAACCCGUCGGAAUGCAGGAAUCCUACCACCAAGGUCCACACAGGAAUUUCUUGUCAGAAGGAUAGUGAAGAAGUCCGUUGUGCAGAGCAUCAAGUGCGACGACAAGUACCUUCUUUUCAGCACCACUGUGAGCAAGAGCUUCAUUAACUCGGAACAUUGCGUCGAUUUAAAUAAAUUCUUCGAUAAACAGAGUGGUCAAAUAUGGCAUAUCAGAGAGUUGGCCGUUGUUCUAGAACCAGCAUAUCGAGAAGGGUCCCCCGACGGUAUGCCACAUACUGAGGAGCUGAUCCAGGUCAUUCCCCAUGAGCUCCGCUUUCCGUUUGUUCCAGAUGAGAGUAUAUCAGUUACAUCUUUGAUUAAGGUAGUCAACAUGACAGAUGACUACAUCGCUUUCCAUCCAAGGUAUAAUGUGGCCAAUAUGGCAGAAUACACCAUGACACCUACGGGAGGAAUCCUGCGACCAUGGUCCACACAAGAUAUCGUGGUAACGAGGAAAUCAAGGAAGGGGGUUCUACAGAGCAUUAAAUGCAACGACACGAAUUUUCUGUACAGCACCGUUGUGAGUGAGGAUUUCCAGAGCGACGAUCUUGGAAAAUUCUAUGAUACAGAAGUGGGCGUUAUAUGGCACAAGCUGGAGUUGGGUGUUCUUCUUGAAGAAGACACCCAGUUGCAGCCCUCAGAGUUUCUGACACAUAACGAGACAGAAUCCACACUUGACCCUAUGUCGUUACAACAUCUGAAAGACAUCACAAACAACUUUUCCAAUGAGAGAAUACUUGGUAGAGGUGGUUUCGGUGUGGUAUAUAAGGGAGUGCUAGGAAACGGAAAAAUGGUAGCUGUGAAGAAACUUGUGCAGUCAAUGCCAAGUUCACAACAGCAAUUUGAGAAUGAGGUUAAUCUUCUUAUGAAACUAAAGCACCCAAAUAUAGUGCGACUAGUAGGAUACUGCUAUGAAACACAGCAUUUACGUGGUCAUCAUGAAGGAAAAAUUGUUUUUGCUUGGAACACAGAAUGUUUGCUUUGCUUGGAGUUUCUUCUUAAGGGAAGUCUUGAUAAGUACAUUUCAGAUGCAUCUUCUGGACUUGACUGGCCCACACGCCUCAAAAUAAUUGAGGGAAUUUUCUAUGGUCUACAAUACCUGCACGAGCAAUCCGACGGUCCCAUCAUUCACUUGGACCUAAAACCUGCGAACGUAUUGCUUGAUAAAAAUAUGAUACCAAAACUUACGGACUUUGGUCUAUCAAGAUUAUUUGAUCAGAAACAGACUAUUCACACCGCAAUUAAUAGUGGGACGCUAGGUUAUAUGCCACCAGAAUACUUACGAGGUAUAAUCACACCUAUGUCAGACAUAUUUGCUUUGGGUGUAACUAUCAUGGAGGUAAUAACGGGACACAGGGAGUACCCAUAUGAUAUUAGAACAUCUUCAACGGAAUUCAUUGAGCAUGAACUUCAAAAGUGGAGAAAUGUGCUGCAAAAACAACAGGGGUAUACAUCGCUUGAAAUAGAUUGCCAACAAAUAACAAGAUGCAUUCAAAUAGGUCUAAUCUGUGUGAAUCCUGAGCGGACCAAAAGACCUACAAUGAAGAAAAUUAUAGAUAUGCUUCAAGGUUCGAAAAGUAUGGAUUGGUACAUUAGCAAUGAGUUAUCAAGCCCGAACAUCCAGGUGGAGGCGCCAUAAUUUAGCAAAGGAGAUUUGUCACAACGUCCAUUGCUUCCGUCUUUCAGUUGUUCCACAGCGCUUUGAGCCUCUGUUCAUAGGUGUCCUUUCCAACUGGAGUUUAUGCUCGACGACUGGCUACACCAGCGAAUUUCACAUCACGUCUGAAAUUGUGUUGGUUCCUGGAGAAAUAUGUAUGUAGUGCCAUGGACUCACAUCUGUUUUGUUUUCAUAUUAUUGUUCGGCUCCUUCCUGUGCCGUGUACACCACUAAUAGGCAUUGCAUGAUCCAGCAUGACUUGUGUGUAAACAUUGAUCCUUUUGACUUGA